This is a messenger RNA of Aphanomyces astaci, 964 nucleotides long. RefSeq lists its product as hypothetical. Lineage: Eukaryota; Oomycota; Saprolegniomycetes; Saprolegniales; Verrucalvaceae. The record is from RefSeq and is a predicted model, not a curated record. The transcript has a single exon. The coding region runs from base 63 to 557 and encodes 164 amino acids.
AAAAAAGAUUUUGGUUGAUAGAUUAAUGGGAGAAAAAUUGCUGGAGAAACGUGGGUUUUAAAAUGUCGGCGCGGCAAUACGGACAUUUGUUGGACGUUUUGAGCUUGAGCCACUCGAUGAGGCAGUCUUCGUGGAACACGUGUCGGCACUUGGCUUGGAUCAUGUCCUUAGACGAAUCGUACUCUUCCAGGCAGAUGCAGCAGCAACUGUCUCCAUCAGGCGGUGGCAUCGCGGACGGCGGCGGCGGCACUGACGACAAGCCGCUGCAUGUGUUACGCCACCACUUCUUGAGCCAGUUGCUCUCUUCCCACUCCUCCGCGGGGUCCUUUCGCCACUUGAGCUCCUUGCGCAGUCGAUGCCGCAGCUGCUCCUUCUUCUCGUUCAUCUGUUCGUCGUACAAGCGCUUCUUGACCAUGAAAUCCUGCAGCAUCACUUCCACGUUCGCCUUCGUUUCCGCGAAGUUCAAGUACCGAUCUACCGCGCGGAGGAGACUCCAUUGCGCCAACGCCAAGGCAUCCGGGGUGAUGGCGGGACCGAAUAUGGAUAACGUCUCGUAGAACGGAUCACGGGUGUGCAUGCGUGGGUUGUUGAUGCGAAUGCUCUCUAUCGUUGUUUGGAGGCUCAGGUUGAAGUGGUCGCUGUGGCCAAACCAUUCGAAGUCGGUCAAGUCGGUCGUGCGAGGCGAGACCUCUUGCGUGAUCGCUAACACGGCAUCCCGGCACUCCACCGACAACUCCGUCCAUCGAUCAAACCGUUGCUUCACCACGAACCGAUGGAACAGGUACACCACGAGCAUAAGUAGCGGGAGGCUAAACACACCCAGGAAGCUCACAAGCACCACAACCAGGACCCAGCACACCUGCUGCACGUGCGCCGACGUCACGUCGCCAGCCGCAGACACUCGAUACAGCACCCACGAUUCCAUUCCGCCGGCGACCUCCUUAUUUGGUGCCGAAGCUCCGAC